CGCAGCUCCGGGCAACUGGGCCUCAUCUUCCUCCAAGGUAGGGUGCCACCCACACUUCCUGCCCCAGCCCAGAUGACCUCCCUCCCACCUUCCCCGAGCCCCCGGAGGACGGCGAGAGGCUCGAGUCAGGCCGAGCUGAGUCCAGAGUGGAGGGGGUGCAGCCCCGGGGCAGCACACUGGGGGCAGACGCUUGGAGUUCCAGAGCCGCAGGAAUGACCGAUUCUGGGUUGCCCCACAGCAUGCACUGCCAUCCAGCCCAGCCGUCAGGGGAACCACCUUUGGAAAGAGACCUGGAGGAGCUGAAGCUGGGUGCCUGUGACAGGGAAGUGACCAGAUGCUAUGAAGCCCCCGGGAACUGCAGCCACCAACUCAGAGAGGGACGGCAUCCCCCUGCUCCCACCUGGGACUGCCCCCACCAAGACGCCCCGGAGAAGCCGGCCCAGCAACCGGGUUCCCCCACGACCACGGACAGUGACAUGGACCUAAAUGCUGUGCUGCUGCCCUCCGGUGGCACUCAGCUCCACAACCACACCCUGCCCACAACCCUCUGCCAGGCCGCCCCCCCGCCUUCCUUGCCCCCUCCCUGUCGGGAUAAGGGGGACCCAGAGCUCUGCCCCUCUCCAGGGCAGUCCUGCCCCAACAAGGCCCUGAGCCUGAAGUCCACUCUGCCCUUUAGCUUUGGCACCAGCUGCCGGAGCUUCUCCCAGCCCCUAAAGCUGCCCCCGAGGGAGCCGGUCCCGUGCAGGCUGGAGGGCAGUCCCUGGGGCUGGGACUGUCCCUGGACCCCCACCCUGGGUUCCCCAGGCCAAGAAGCCCCCAACACGGGCACUGAACCAGGUCUGGAAGACUGGCUGGUCCCCAGUGCCCCCAAGGUGCUGCCCUCCAGGGCUCCACUGGACAGUCAGAGCCCUGGCUCCUGGCUCCGGGAUGGGAGACCAGCAGAGUUGGGCCUGAGAGAGCAGAAAGGCCCCGAGGUGACCGGGACAGCCAUGGCUACCAGGCCCAGUCGGGGCUCUGCCCCGAAAGGGGAGGGGCCGGAGGGGCUGAGUUCGGGCAGUCCCCUGCUCCCCAAGCAGGACUGCCGGUCCCCGAGCCCCUGGGAGGAGGCUAGAAUACCCACGGUGGGUGAGGGGCCGGAGCCACAGGGGCCAGAGAAGAAGGGACUGGGGAGGGGGCGGGAGGGGAUGGACGGAGCCUGCAAUCCCAAGCCAGGGGCCGCUGAGGGGCAUGAGUCCAGGCCAGCUGGCACGGGCUGCCAAGUCAGCCGGGAGACUCUCGGUGCCACUUGCCAAGGCCCGGAGUCCCGGCCCUGGGUCGGCUGCCACACGACUCCGGUGGAGGACAGCUACGGGCGAUGGGUGCGCCAGGAGGGCUCUGCGCUGCUGGAGCAGCUGAGGCUACUCUUCCUGGACGACGAGGGGCAACACCUGGCUCUGCUGGACUCUGGACUGGCUCUGGCCUGCCGGCAGGAGACCCAAACCCCAGGGGUCACUUUUCUCACCACGCGCAAUGGCAGAAAGCUGGGCACGACCUUCCCCAGCUCCAAGCUCUUCCUCUACUACACCCCGGACCUGCACUUCUAUGUCACCGACCAGCUCAGCAGCCACUGGUUCCGGGUGCGAGACCGCAUCACCCAGGAGCAGAUGCUGAUGAAAAAGGUGCCUGUGGUCUCUGACUGGCAGAAGCUGCUCCAUCACUUCCUCUUCCUUCCUCCAGCCCCUUGGCUACCAGUUCCCUACGCCGUCCUCUACGACCGGAACGGCUCCAUCCUGUACCUGAUGGAGGACCCGGGGGUGCUGGCCGUCGGGAAGCCCCCAGAAAGGCUGCACCUGGACCAACGGACUCACAUGCUGGAGGCCCUGAGCUUUCUGCGCUUCUGCCAGCGACGGGGCUUGCAGCUCGGAGACGUGGCCUCCGCCCUGCUCCACACCCACCAGGGAGUCUGCUUUGACCCCAGCGGCCUGGCUGGCAGCGAGGGCCCCUGUGUCUUCAGGAAAGGCCUGCGGACCAUCCUAGAGCUGCUGCUUGGGGGGCCCCAACAGGAGCCGUGGGCCCUGGAGGCCCUGGUGGACCUGGCAUAUCAGUGCGUCGAGGAAGAUGCUGGUCCUGCGGAAGCCCUGUGGAGGGCCGCAUUCCCUGAUGGUGAUAUCCCUGGCACCUCCUGAGGCGGGCAGGUGCAAGAUGUGUGUCCCGAUCAAGCCCACCCUGGGGGCCAGUGCAGAUUUAGCACUUUAGAGCAUAGAAGCACUUUACAGCCACAUCGGUGCUUGAUGACUUGAAUUCUGAGCGCUGGAGUCAGAAUCGCUACCACCCCACCUUGCUGGGCCCAUUUCACAGAUGGGAAACUGAGGCUUGGAGAGGGGGACUUUUUGCUGCUGGCAGAGAGGAGCUCAGCAUGUAACUCAAGAAUUCUGUCUCCUCAGCCCCUGCCCCCAAAACCCUUGGGCCCAGACCGUCUAAACAGCUUUCCAGUGGGGGAGUGCUGGAGCCCCUCAAGGCCAACGUCGGACCCCGACCCUCAUCACAGUCCCCUAUUGCCACAUCCAGCGUGAAGCACAGUGGUCCUGGUGACCCGAGGGGAAGGGGUAGGUAGGAAACAAGACCCUGGCCUCUCCGUUCUCCGGCCAGUGAGAGGACUUACCCUCUCUGCUGAGCACCUGGGGCUGAGGAAGGGAUUCCUCAAGGGCAGAGAAGAGGAACCGGGCUGUUGGACUGAUGACAUCGCUGCUUUGAUUUCUCCAAGUAAAAGGUCAGCCAGACCCUUCCGAACACGAUGAGGGACCAGAAUGGCCACACUCCUGGCACAGAGAGGAAGGACCACUGGACUGGCCCGGGCUGGGGUGCACCUGCAGGCUAGAAGGCCAUGCCUGGGCACUGGUUGGGUCCCCCCAAGUGCUCCUGCAUGUGAUGUUACCCUCCACCCUCACAGAGGGCCUCUGGGCCACGCUCCAGGGGAUGGCCAGAGGAGACCACUUUUAAAAGUCGCUAGGGCCCAGGGCCAUGCAGACGCCAACCCCAAUUUGGGGCUCGGUCCUCUGCCUUCUGUUCUGCUCAGGGUGGAGUCUCCAGAGCACUGGGGAGCGGGGUAGAAAUCACUGAAAGUUACCUCUGUGGAUCACCUGCUCCAUCUCCCUCCACCUUGGGGCAGGACCCCCCGACCCAGCCCUGAAGGAGUCAGUUGAUUUCUCCGGCUCUCACCGGUCUCCAGAGGAGGGAAUGCCCUGGAGCCCCGUCAAAACGUAAAGUGGCUUUUAAACAACCUGGAACGUGGACUCAUGUAGAUGUUUGUUUCAAAUUUCCCCCUGGAAGGGGGAACACGCUGAGCUAAGCAGAUGGUGGACCUGAAAUAAAAAAGUGAAACCCAGCAGCUUUGCUCCCUGCCCAAGGGCUACAGGACCACAUUGGACUGGGGGUAAAGAUUCUGGUUUGGACUGUCUUGGGGAGCAAUGACCCCAAUAAAUAAGGGCAGGUCAGGCUUUGGGUUCAUCACAUGGUGAUGACUUUUUAAAAGCUGCAUCCAAAAAGCAGGUUUGGUGCUUAUGCCUGAGCUCUGAAAAAUAAAGAUGCCUCAACUGGGA
Ornithorhynchus anatinus (platypus) is the source of this 3578-nucleotide messenger RNA. RefSeq lists its product as uncharacterized. Lineage: Eukaryota; Metazoa; Chordata; Mammalia; Monotremata; Ornithorhynchidae. Bases 213 to 2165 code for a protein of 650 amino acids. The record is from RefSeq and is a predicted model, not a curated record. The transcript has 9 exons.